Molecule: messenger RNA, 2421 nt
Organism: Caenorhabditis briggsae
Lineage: Eukaryota; Metazoa; Nematoda; Chromadorea; Rhabditida; Rhabditidae
Exons: 6
Coding region: 1-2421 (806 amino acids)
Biological process (GO): negative regulation of transcription by RNA polymerase II; chromatin organization
Cellular component (GO): pericentric heterochromatin
Molecular function (GO): chromatin binding
Source: RefSeq, a predicted model, not a curated record
AUGUCCGAUGAGGAAGAAUACGAAGUUGAGACUGUUCUACAUCGAAUGGAAUUCGACGCUCUUUUGCAGAAUGCGCUGAAGUCAGAAGCGGUUUUUAACCCAAACUCCGUGAAGGAUGGAAUGACUAAACACUCCAAGUACGCAUAUCUCGUCCACUGGAAAAAUUUCCCAUUUGAGCAGCGGACAUGGGAGCCGGAAGAAAACUUGCGAACGGAUGACUCGGUUCCAGAAGCGUUGGCAAAAUUCUACAAAUCUAAUAAUUAUCCCAACACAUAUGAAGAAAUUGACAAGGACUAUGGAGCUAACAUGUGGGAUGAUUUGAUGGUCGCUUGGAGAAAAGUUGCCGAUUAUGAGUAUCUGUAUAGUCCGGAUGAGAAAAGAGAGAAGAAAGAAGCGGAAGAAAGAAAAAAGCGAGAAGAGCAAAAGAAAUUGGAAGUGAGAAAGAAAAAAAUUGCGGCGCGAGCAGAAUCGGAAGCUCCACAAAAGAAGGAAAAACGACGAGUCAUUAUUGAAAGUGAUCCUGAUGAGCAGAAUGAGACGUCUCGCAAAAAAUCGGAAAAAUCGAAUAAAAGGGCUGCGAGUUUGGCUGGCUCAACUGAAAGUGCUAAGAAACAGAGAUCGGAAUCAGUUCCACCAGCUGUGCCACUCAACAAACCACGUCGGAUUGCACCUUCACAGCCGAAGGUUGCAGAAUUCAAAAAGCCGUACGACAAACACCCAGUUGUUCAAAAAAAGAAAGAUCCCGGUCAGUUUGCCAAGGAUAUUCAAGAAAUCAAAGAAGAAAUGAAGAAACUCCAACUAGAGCUCAAAGAAUUUCCGGUAAAAGUGGAGGGAGUCAGACCAACACGACCAUUCACAGCUGCUCUUUGGAAUCUCAAAUUCCGGCGUUGUCGCUCAGCAGAAAGUCUCAACAACUUCUUUUUCAAAGGAGCCGAGAUUGAGAUAGAAACGCAAGUGAUUGCUGUUCCAGAGGAAGAUGUUCAAGAGUACAAACAGUUGGUGGAGGAAAACCAAAAGAAAAUGGAACUAAUUUCCCAUCCCUUCAAAAAGCAGCUGGAACCACUACUUCCAGAACUCGUCAAAUCCUAUAGCAAGGAUGACACUGAUCGAUUCAAGACGAUUUUCACGGAAAAUAUUCCAAAUGAUCCAAAAUACGAUCCGCAUCGUUAUGCUCUGAUUGUCUUCAUUAUCUCGUAUUUCGAUCAUCGAGAGUGGAAUGCAGAUCCAAAUGGAAUGUCGAUUGUCGAAGCGAAGGAGUCUGUCAGCUGGUUGAAAAUUCGAAAGCAGAAUCCAUUGUGCUGCAAAAAUCAUCGAAAAUGCGCCUGGAUGAAAUUGUUCAUGGAGUUGGUGCCGAGCAGAUUGAGAUUCAUCGAGACGUCGAAAAAAAGAUACAGUGGACGUGAAGGAGAUGAUGGACCAUUCCGCUACGAUGUCUACUUCCAUUGCAUGAAGUAUGGUGCCGAGUGCCAAAAACGACUAUUCUUCAUUUUUGGAAAACCAGUAAACCGUCGACAGAAGCUCACUGCCAAGUUCAACGUGGAUGGAAUGCAUCUUCUUGCGGUUCAAUAUGGCAAUAUCCAGCGCAUCGCACAGUAUAUGUCGAUGGGUGGCGCCGACAUCAAUGCUAUGGCCACUUUUCUCCCAACAAAACAAGUUUUCCGCCUGGAAGAAUACUUGAAAUACUGGAUCGAGAAAAAUGCCAAGCAAGGAAACGUCCAUCCAAUUCAUGCGGACUAUUAUCAGGAUCUACUGCUCAUGAUUCGAAGGACAUCAGGAUCUCUCAGCUUGUUCGUGAAGUCUAGAGUUGAGGAAAUUAUUGCGAAUCGAUUGAAUAUGGGAUGGAAAAUCCAUAUGGAUCUCACCUACCCGCACAUCCUUCGUUGUUGUCCACAGAGCAACAUUUCAAAUGGAGGCGAUGACUGCCAUCAAGUUCUCUCCUGCCUUUUUGCUCCGCUUGGAAUGGCGCUUUGUGAUGGUAUUCCAGAUAAAGGAAAUGUUUAUGGAGUGAACAUGCACAAGGUGAACAAGUUGCGAGAUGAUCUUUCUGAGUUUCGUCAUAUUGUUGGAAAGAAGGAAGGUCGCCUUGUUGUGGCCUUGUAUCGAAUUGAAGUUGAUUACAAGGCCAAUGUUACGGAUCAGUACGCCAUCCCAACGUUCAAGCACAUCCAGAACAAUGAAGGAUACAUCAUUGAAGGACUGAAUCUCAUCCGCCAACAAGAAGACCCGGAAAAGGAAGACAUCAGCCUGAUUAAUUUUCUACCGUUAACAACUCCCGGAUCGCUCUACUUCUGCAUUGAAAACGAGAGUGUCGAAAAAACGCUCGUCGCUCCUGGGAAUGUCUUCAUUGAGCUCGUCGGAAAGUUUGAGCAGCCAGCAACUUUCGUGGCUCAAGUCUUCUUCAUUAGUAAAAAUAUCGACUAA